AUGAAUACAACCUCAAAAAUAACUGUUUCGUCUCCUAACGUGAAAUAUACCGAUGAUUAUAUAUUUUCUGAAUAUGAAUACAAUGAGACUUUAGUUGCGAAAAAGGAUAAUGAGUUUGUGGCAAAGCCAUACCGCACAUCAAUAUCUAUCCGAACAGGUCGGAAGGUGGGUAGAGUGGGUGUUAUGUUGGUAGGUUGGGGUGGCAAUAAUGGUUCUACCUUUACAGCAGCAGUGUUGGCAAAUAAGCACCAAAUUUCAUGGAACACUAAGAAUGGUCAAAUGAAACCUAAUUGGUUCGGUUCAAUUACACAAGCAUCAACUGUGCGUCUUGGUAUGGAUGAAAAGGGUGAAGAUGUGUAUGUUACCAUGUCUAGCCUUCUGCCCAUGGUUCAUCCAGAUGAUCUUUUAAUCGACGGUUGGGACAUAAGCCCAAUGAACUUGGCAGACGCAAUGGUCCGCGCCAAGGUCAUAGAUUACGAUCUGCAACAGAAGUUACGUAAGGAAAUGUUGCCAAUGAGACCAAGACCCGCCAUUUACGACCCCGACUUCAUUGCUGCUAACCAGGUGGACCGUGCAGUAAAUUUGAUCCGCGGAACAAGAUACGAGCAGUACCUGCAAAUUCGAGCGGACAUCAAAGAUUUCCGCGACAAGAAGAAGUUGGACAAAGUUAUCGUUCUAUGGACUGCUAAUACUGAAAGAUUUUGCGAAGUAAUACCCGGCAUCCACGACACAUCUGAAAACUUAGAGAAGGCUCUCCGUCAGAACCACUCUGAGAUAUCGCCCUCUACCAUCUUCGCGCUAGCAGCGAUUGACGAAGGGUGCUCGUACAUUAACGGGUCCCCACAAAACACGGUAGUGCAAGGCGUGGUGGAGCGCGCCGAGAAGAACAACGUGUUCGUGGCCGGAGACGACUUCAAGUCCGGACAGACGAAACUCAAGUCCGUUUUGGUGGAUUUCUUGGUUUCUGCUGGUCUGAAGCCGGCGUCCAUCGUGAGCUACAACCACCUCGGCAACAACGAUGGCAAGAACCUCUCCGCGCCGAGACAGUUCCGCUCCAAGGAGAUAUCGAAGAGCAACGUGGUGGACGACAUGGUGGCGUCCAACUCCGUGCUGUACGCGGCCGGCGAGCGCCCCGACCACGUCGUCGUCAUCAAGUACGUGCCGCACGUCGGUGACUCGAAGCGUGCAAUGGACGAGUACACGUCGGAGAUCCUGCUGCACGGCGCCAACACGCUGGCGAUACACAACACGUGCGAGGACUCGCUGCUGGCGGCGCCGCUCAUGCUCGACCUCGUGCUGCUCGCCGACCUGCUCGCCCGCGUGCAUCUGCGCAGGGGCGAGGACGAGUGGUGCAGCCUGCACGCGGUGGCGUCGCCGCUGUCGUACCUGGUGAAGGCGCCGCUGGUGCCGCCGGGCGCGCCCGUCGUGCACGCGCUGUCCCGCCAGCGCGCCGCCCUCGACAACCUGCUGCGCGCCUGCCUCGCGCUGCCGCCCGCGCACCACAUGCAGCUCGAGCACAAGGUUCCGUUCUUAAUGUCGGAGCUCCGCUCGGGCGCCAUGUUCAAGGCAGCGCCGCCCGCCAAGAAACAGAAGAUGGCGCAGGAAAAUGGCGACAAG
Molecule: messenger RNA, 1617 nt
Organism: Brenthis ino (lesser marbled fritillary)
Lineage: Eukaryota; Metazoa; Arthropoda; Insecta; Lepidoptera; Nymphalidae
Source: the annotation of a GenBank genome assembly